Talaromyces proteolyticus is the source of this 2218-nucleotide messenger RNA. RefSeq lists its product as uncharacterized. Bases 114 to 2132 code for a protein of 672 amino acids. Gene Ontology annotation, biological process: regulation of DNA-templated transcription. The transcript is spliced from 7 exons. NCBI's taxonomy places the organism in Eukaryota, Fungi, Ascomycota, Eurotiomycetes, Eurotiales, Trichocomaceae. Gene Ontology annotation, molecular function: zinc ion binding; DNA-binding transcription factor activity, RNA polymerase II-specific. Gene Ontology annotation, cellular component: nucleus. The record is from RefSeq and is a predicted model, not a curated record.
UUCUUAUCAUCUGACCUGUCACUCGUCUCAAUUCACAAUUCAAGGAUGCUAAAACUAAUUUACAGAGGGAUCUAGCGACGGUCAAGUAUAGCACAUAAUUCUUCUCAGGUAACAUGUCAGCCGACGAUUUGCGGCCGCCAAAGCGUACAAAACAGGCCUGUGAACCAUGCCGCCGGAAAAAAUCUAGAUGUCCCGGGGAGCGCCCGGCCUGCUCAUAUUGUGAACGGUUGGGACAGCCCUGCGAGUACGGCGACACUGUUGAAGAAGGAUCCGAGUUUUCCAAGAAAAUGGAAGACCGAAUAUCUGGUAUAGAAACCAAACUUGAAGCUAUGCUGGAAUGCUUCACUCAACAGUCCGCUCGGUCCCAUAUGCUCUCACCGGCUAGAACUCUUCGAAGCGGAAAUUUACGUUCGGGGACUACGGAUAACCUGCCCCGGCAAAUUAUUUUUUCUAGCGCCCAGACAUUUCUGUGGUAUUGCAAUCACCAGCCUAUUCCAUUCUUUCAUUCAGAAACUUUCCUCUCGACGGUCAGCGCUCGUGAUGUUGAACUGAUAGACGCGAUACAAGCGUUAGCUUUACGUUUCGAAGAGGGAGGCUUCCCUGACCAUGACAUCAAUCAACAGAUUCAAAACAAAACAGAAAGCUCUCGAAAGGCAGUCAUGAAUCGUAUAGCCGAAGGCACUGUUGAGUUGAGCACCUUACAAUCACUAUGCCUUUUGAGUAUGAUUGAUUUCACAGCUGGGAAUAUAAUACGGGCAGAAGUCAAUAUGAAACUUGCCAGGCUUUUAAUGAACAACCUGAAAAUGGGUAAAGAUGAAUAUCCAAUCAAUUUAGAAAGCGAAACAGACGAGAAAGUACUAUGUCAUUGGAGUAUCCAUAUGCUGGGCAACCUCAUCUGUGAUCCUUCUCAGUUAACUGCCACAGAAUCUAGUCAUAUUUGGAACGAAUUAAAUAUACCCCAACCUAUUCAUCAAUCGAAAGUUUCGGCAUUUGGCGUCGGACAAUAUCAAAACCAUUCCGACCUUAAACGGGAUAACGGUCUACUCGCAAAUAUACUCCAGCUUAGUGAGAUAUGGAUGUUGGCGAGAAAAUACACAAGCAUCAAGAAAAAUGUCAAUUCACCACCUCCUUGGUCUCCUCAAUCAGACUAUUCAAUCAUCACCUUCCGACAUAUCGAAUACGAGAGCCAAUCUCCAUUAAAAUACCGCCUACAUGCGAGUCGCUUCCCGGAAAUGUCUGCCGCAAGUCUAAAUCAAAAAAGGGAAUACUGGGGUCCUUGGCUCUUCUUGCAGCUUGUAUACCACGCAAUUCCAUGCCUUCUCAACCACCCGUUUUUACUCUCCGUGCGACUUAAGAAUUUUCGACAAACUAUGCCACAGUCCUUUUUGCGAAAUUCUUUUGAACAAAUUACACUACACGCAGGAUGGAUAUUGUAUUUUGUUGAUCUGCUCCAGGAAAAGGACUUUGAAGUUUCUGAUCCGACGUUGGGGCACUGCGUAGCGAUUGUAGCUACAAUAUACUUGCAACAUAGUUUUGUUGAAGAGGUAGCAUUCAGAGAAAAGGCUCAAGCUAGCUUUGAGAAGUGCCUCAAUUUUUUACAGCGCAUGGCAACUCGAUGGCCUCACAUUGAAAAACAGGUUAAGAAUCUGCUACAUUUGAGAAACAGUAUAUCCGGUAGUAGAGUACCGAAUAUAGGUCAACAAUCAAAUCGAAAUUCGCAUCAAGGGUGGACAGUAAAUGUCCACCUUUUAUGUGAAAUUUUAGAGUACAAUAGUGCCAGCAAAGCGUCUGAUCCUUCUGGAGACAUAUUUGGAUCGGGGCUUGUUAAAGACAGUAUUGCAUAUUACACUAGCACACCAGCUAGCCCGACCCCAGACCUAGACUUCGCAUUGAUCGGCACACCAGGUCUUUCGGGCCACAAAACGGUAGCGAACGAACUCGUCACUUACCCCCCGGAUGAGCUUCAAAGGAUUGAUCCAAAUAUGUCUCAAAUCUCACCACCAAAUAUUGAUUUGUCAGGACUAAUAGGGGAUCAGGGUUUUGAUGCGUUUGAUGCAUCGGAGAGUAGUUUCCUCCAACCUCAGGAGUAUGGCAGGGCAAUUGAAAACUGGCUAAAUUUUAAUGUCAGAUAGCUUCAAAUUCGGAUACCUGUUGCAUUUAUAUGUACAUUUUAUUAUUACAUUAUGGAAAUAUUAAUACCUUCGUUGGAACUUUUGAA